CUUCCAAGUUCCAAACUUUGAGCAGAGCUUCCUAUGAAAUGGCAGAGCUUUGCAAUUUAUCAUCUCACGGGGUACCCUUGUGUCAGGAUGAGAGCUGCAAUGAACGAGGUGGUGACGACUCUGAGUUUGCUUCCUUCUCGGGUGAAUCCAGCGGGUCCUUGUGCUCAUCAGCUUCAAAUCUGUCUGAUGAUGCAACAUCAUCCCCACCUGGUCAUCCCCGUGAGCCAUCCUCAGCAUCUUCGAGCAUGUUGCAGCUGGAUGACGAGGGUCCCCUGUACAAGUUGUCCUCGCUGGUAGUCCAGCUUCCAAUCAGGAAAGGACUGUCCAAAUACUACCAAGGGAAGUCCCAAUCAUUCACAUCAAUAUCUGAUGCUACAUGUGUUCAAGAUCUAGCAAAGAAAAUUUCAUACAGUAAGAGGAUGAAGACAUGUAAAAGUUAUUCAGCAGGAUUAGACAUGAACCAACGGUCAAACAACUUACCAAGGCCAUGCAACAAGGUGAUAGCAAAGAGGCCCUCAAAUGGUUCAGUUGCUAGAGUAAUGACAAGAACUUGCAACACCCGUCACUUGUACAGCAGCGCGAAACCAACUACACACCAGAACAAGAGAGAUGCACAAAUGCAUAUCAGUCUGUAAAUAUGUGAAACCUGGAAGAAAUAAGAAAUAGAGUGUCAAGCCUCCA
Molecule: messenger RNA, 681 nt
Organism: Panicum hallii
Lineage: Eukaryota; Viridiplantae; Streptophyta; Magnoliopsida; Poales; Poaceae
Exons: 2
Coding region: 39-635 (198 amino acids)
Source: RefSeq, a predicted model, not a curated record